Messenger RNA from Camarhynchus parvulus, 954 nucleotides. Its product is annotated as homeobox protein NANOG-like. Bases 1 to 954 code for a protein of 317 amino acids. Gene Ontology annotation, molecular function: DNA-binding transcription factor activity, RNA polymerase II-specific; RNA polymerase II cis-regulatory region sequence-specific DNA binding. The record is from RefSeq and is a predicted model, not a curated record. NCBI's taxonomy places the organism in Eukaryota, Metazoa, Chordata, Aves, Passeriformes, Thraupidae. Gene Ontology annotation, biological process: regulation of transcription by RNA polymerase II. The transcript has 4 exons.
AUGAGCGCCCACCUAGCCCCGCCGCAAUAUGUGCUGUACCCGGGCGCGGCCAGGUACGGGGACUAUUACUGGUUCUCCGCAGGCAGCAUGGACAGCGUGCCCACCGAGGAGGCCCCUGCGCCGGACGUGCUCCCGCUGCCCGCGGCCAAGACGCCCAGUCCCUCAGUUGACUCUCCAGCUUCCUCCAGCUCCGGGACGCUCACGCAGUACCACACCCCCGACUCCGCCACCAGCCCCACCGCAGCGGGGAGCCCGUCUCCCCACUCGUCCCUCCAGAAGGUCAAGGCGCAAGGCAAGGGUGUGGUGAAGACGGGCAAGAGCCGCACAGCCUUCUCGCAGGAGCAGCUGAAAGCCCUGCACCAGCGCUUCCAGAGCCAGAAGUACCUCAGCCCCCAGCAGAUCCGGGAGCUGGCUGCUGCCCUUCAGCUCACCUACAAGCAGGUGAAAACAUGGUUUCAGAAUCAACGGAUGAAAUUUAAGCGUUGCCAAAAGGAGAGCCAGUGGAUGGAUAAAGGGAUGUAUUUACCACAGAAUGGGGUUCAUCAGGCUGCCUACCUGGAUAUAGCACCUACAUUCCACCAGGUCUUCCCUGCUGGUUCCAGCAGGAACUUCCAGGCCGUGUCCAACGUGCACCAGGCUUACAGCAGCGGGCAGACUUACGGAAAUGGGCAGAACCUUUACUCGUUCCCCUCUGUGGAGGAUGAGGGGCUCUUUGGAAAAGGUGGGACAAGCUGCAAUACCCAGCAAACCAUGGGUUUAUUAAGCCAGCAAAUGAACUUCUAUCACAGCUGCUUUGACAAUAUAGAUUACGUCAGCGUGGAGGUUGAAGACACCUUCAACUUCCAGAGCUCCUCUGACACUGUCACACCAUUUUCGAGCUCUCCUAUACAGAAUCAAUGCCAGUUACCUUGGCAUCCCAUGGGGACCCAGAGUGGGUAUGAGUCUCAGGUUUGA